Molecule: messenger RNA, 1304 nt
Organism: Vicia villosa (hairy vetch)
Lineage: Eukaryota; Viridiplantae; Streptophyta; Magnoliopsida; Fabales; Fabaceae
Product: F-box/LRR-repeat protein 13-like
Exons: 1
Coding region: 90-1280 (396 amino acids)
Molecular function (GO): protein binding
Source: RefSeq, a predicted model, not a curated record
CAGAUAGCAAGCAAAAUCAACCGAUAUUCUCGCCGAAAUUCUUCUAUAUAAAUGAUCAAAUCUGAUUAUUGAUUCAGAAAUUGUGAGAUAUGAAGACUCUGAAACUAAAUGAUAGUGCAGAGGACUGGCUGAGCAAUUUACCUGAUUCUGUUGUUCUUCACAUAUUCUCUUUUCUGAAUGCCAAACAAGUUGUUCAGACGUGUGUUUUAUCCAAAAGAUGGGUCAAUCUCUGGAAGUAUCUUCCCACACUUAACCUAUUUUCUUCAGACUUCGACAAUUUCGAUAAUUUCAUCAGAUUUGUCACUAAUAUUCUCCGUCAUUGCUAUCGCGAUCCCUCCACUUCACUACACACACUCGAUUUUCGCCACAAUGGCGGCCUAAUUUCCCACCUCGACGUCGGCCUGAAUCCCGAUCUCUUCAAUUCGAUAUUAGAUUAUGCUGUCUCACACAAUGUCAAGCAAUUACGAAUGAAUGUCAAAUGUGAUAUUAAGGUCUUUCCGUCUUGUAUCGCUUCAUACCACGGUUUAACAUCUCUUAACUUUUUUGUCCCACCGAGAAACCCUAGAAAUCGUCGUGGUAAAAUAUUAUUUCCAGACUCUCUCAAUAUGCCAUCAUUGACUUACUUGAAUAUAGGUUUUGUGGCCUUUCAUGGCGGAGUUGAUUAUUUUUCAACUUUUCCCAAAUUGAAUAGAUUGCUUAUUUGUCACUUUCAUAUUUUGGGUGCACAAAAUCUAUGCAUAUCAAGUAACACCCUUGAUGGAUUAGUCAUACAAAAGUAUUCUAAACCCCGGGUCCAUUGCAAAAUUGAGCUAUCUACCCCAAGUCUCUCUUCUUUUGUUUUUAUUGGUACUCCGUUUCAGAUAGUGCAUCGAAGCCAUCUCGGUUCUCUUAAACAGAUGGAGAUUUACUUGGAUAAAAUAGUGAAUUAUGGAGAAGCUCCCUCGGCUCUGCUCAACUUGUUUCAAGAACUUGCUGAUAUUAAAUCAUUGGUGUUGUAUUCUACUAGUCUUCAUGUUCUCUCCUUAUUUCCUGAUGUAUGCAAGGUUAAACUCAAUUCGUUGCGCAAGUUGAAGACAUUGAUAAUAAAAGAGAAAGGAAUUUCAUCUACUUUAUCUGGGUUAUUGAUUAAUGCCAAAUUAGCUCAAAAGCCCGACAGAUCACAGGAAGAAGUUGCCAAGUUAACAGAAGAAUUGAAAGAACAAUCUUCAUCCAUACCUAGUGAAAUAAUUGGAUUUUUGCUUCAAAAUUCAGCUUCGGCAAAAUUUCACAUCAUUAAUUAGAUGAUCCAAAAGGUGAAAUGUGCA